AUGUGUGACAGAUUUAAGGAUAGCACAGGCAAAAAGUUACUACAACUUUUAAAUUCUGAAAGUGAUGAAAAUAAAGAAAAUUGUGACCGCAAUCUAAUCAAAGAAGAUUCCGAGGAGAUAGUACACAAUAAUAUUCCUAAGGAUGAUAAUACCAAAGAAUGUUUCAAAAAUUCAGAUAAUGUUACAACUUUUGAAGCUUGGAAAGAAGCUCAGCCUAUUGCCCAUUGCAGUUACAAUCCGCCUGAAAAUAAAUCUUCAUUUACCGAGCCACCACCCGCUGCUUAUGAAUCGUAUUCGGAAGAUGACGAUGAUUCAGUAAAAGAUCCUCACUACAAGUCUAGUUCCUCCAGUAGGUCAUCUAGUUCUUCUAGCAGUUCUUCGAGCACUUCUACGUCAACUGCGAUAACGAACAAUGUACAAGUAUUACCAACUAACGGUCAAGUGGAACCAGUCUCGAUCCAGACUUCUGCUGAAACAAAUAACGAAGAAAUACAAGAAGCAGUACAAAAUGAGAAUGAAUCAAUAAACCAAGAUGAAAUAGUCGAUCAGAAUAUUUCCAUGAACGAAAUAGAAGAAAAUAGUAAUGUUAAGAAAAGUAGAAAGCGCGUUGCAAGGGUUGAAGAGUGGCUUAGUAAUAAAGCGAAAAAAUUACGAAAUACUGGCAAAUGUUACAUUUCCAGAUCUAAAACCAAGAAAAUUAUACCGGCACGUUCUUUGAAACCACCUUGUGGCGAUAAAUGCAAAAUGCAAUGUUCUACUAAAAUUGACGAGGACUGCAGGAAGAAGAUUUUUGCUAAAUAUUGGGGCUUAGAUAGAUAG
This is a messenger RNA of Parnassius apollo (apollo), 819 nucleotides long. NCBI's taxonomy places the organism in Eukaryota, Metazoa, Arthropoda, Insecta, Lepidoptera, Papilionidae. The record is from the annotation of a GenBank genome assembly.